Molecule: messenger RNA, 3061 nt
Organism: Anopheles funestus (African malaria mosquito)
Lineage: Eukaryota; Metazoa; Arthropoda; Insecta; Diptera; Culicidae
Product: E3 SUMO-protein ligase ZBED1-like
Exons: 2
Coding region: 931-2784 (617 amino acids)
Molecular function (GO): protein dimerization activity; DNA binding
Source: RefSeq, a predicted model, not a curated record
UAUUUGAGACGGUAAGAUGAAUGGAAUGAAUGGAAAAUGCCCAGAAAACUUUGAAUCAUCCUUACCAACACUUUACCUUGCAAUCGAAAAGAAAGUGGAGAAAAUUGACUCAAAAUACCAUGCAAUUCUUCACACACAUCAAGACCAUAAUUUACUUAAAAAGUAUAUCAUUUUACGAGGUUAUCAUAUACAAAAUGUUAGCUUCAACAGUUUUACUACCUUUACCACAUGAUCAUUUACAAAAAAAACUGAAAUAUGCAUAGUUUUGACUUCUCGAUCAAUUUUACAUUGCCUGAGGUGCAAUGGGUAUGAAAAAAAUAACAGCCAUCCAACUUGUAAGCAAUAACGGGAGCGAGAAAGAUCGAUGAUUUGUGCUGAGCAUGUGCUAUAGUUGGGUGGGAGUGAACGAGUGAACGCGAUUCAUAAAAAAAGAACGACCAGUUCUUUUGUGUACUUUUUGACGGAUAUCACACUCCUACAACUGAACUUCACGGUUCAGUGUUCGAUGCCACACACAUCCACUCAUACAAGAGACAAACAUGUACGAAUCGACAUUCUAUGGUAGUGAAUAUCACACCCAUACACCUAAAUGUAUCGAACGCAUUCGAACGGCACGAACGGCGUACGUACGAAUCACGACUCUGUAGUGGAGGAAAUUGCACCUAAGCAACCGUGUGUGUCGAACGCGUUCGAACGGGGAAGUUUUGUUUUGUGACAGGUAUUGAAUUAUUGAAUCUAUUUCGGUAAUAUUGUCUGUUUUUGGCAAAUACGUACCGAAAAGCAAGACGAGAAAGAUUGCACGAUUGACUGACACUUUUGUUACAAUAGCGAAGGAUCUGGGUGCCGCUCUUCGAGUCGGCUUUUAACUUUGGUGCUGAAUUCGAAUCAAAUAUAAGGUAAGGAAUACGCAUUGAAAACACUGCAAUUGGAAUGUAUUUAACAAGCGUGUUAUGUUUUCAGAUGGCACAGCACAGCAAUUACGCCAGUCCAAUCUGGAACCACUUUACCAAGAUGGAAAAAGGAGCGAAAUGUAAAUAUUGUCUAGCAAUAUUGAGUUAUUCCAAAAGUACGACUUCAAAUUUGAAGCGUCAUUUAUUAUCCAAGCAUCGGAAAGUGCCUUAUAAAAAGCAGAUACAUAAACAUUAUCCAACUACAAGCGAAACCCCUACCCAGGAACCCCAUACAUCUGGUGCGCACUUUAAUAGUGAUAGUGAGUCGCACAUUCCUCCUCCGACAAGUUCAAAAUUGAGCUGCUUACAGAGCAAAAUGAGCCCUGAAACAAAACGGCAGCUCGAUAGGAUGCUGUUAGAAUUCAUUACUAAGGAAUGUCUUCCAUUCUCAAUUGUCGAGAAUGAAGCAUUCCAAAAGUUCUUACAUACGCUUAAUUCCGAUUACAAACUACCUAGCAAGAAGAGCAUUACAAACGCAUUGUUACCAAGUGUUUACAACGAAGAGAUAGAGAAAGUAAAAGUAAAUGUAUCAUCAGCAAAUACCAUUGCACUAACAACGGAUGGUUGGUCAAACAUUAAUAAUGAUAGUUUUUUGGCUCUGACAGCCCACUACAUAGACAAAAGCCUUAAUUUACAAUCAAAACUUUUAGAGUGUUCUGAAUUCCCAGGAUCACAACAUACAGGAUUUCAAAUUGCUUCAUGGAUCAACAACGUGGUCAAGAAAUUUGAAAUAGAAAAAAAAGUAAUUUCGAUUGUGACUGACGAUGCUCCGAACUUGAAGGUAGCUUCCACAGAUUUAAAUAUUCCACACAUUCCCUGUUUUGCACGUAACUUAAAUUUGAUAGCCCAAAAUGCUAUAAGAAAUUCUAUACAGACUACAGUAGAUGAAGUAAAACAUGUAGUGAUGUAUUUUAAACAAAAUAUAAAGGCAUCGCAUAUGUUAGUAGGUACCCAGAUCAAACAUAAACACGAAACAAUGAAAUUAAAACAAGAUGUUCCAAAUAGAUGGAACUCGACAUUUGACAUGAUGGACCGAUUUUAUAAAAACAAAAUUCCUAUACUUUCGUGCAUAGACCGUUUAAAGGUGAAAACAAAGAUGCAAAACAGUGAUUGGCUGAUUAUCGAACAAUCAUUGACCGCCCUCAAAUACUUUGCAUCAGCGACUAAGUUAAUUUCGGCAGAGAAACAGACCACACUUUCACAUGUUGGUUUAUUAUGCGACGUAUUGUUGCGCAAAACUUCAGCACUUUUGAGUGACACCAACUUAGUUCCAGAAGUAAAAAGUCUCAUAUCUUUACUAGUCGAAGGUAUGGAACAAAGACUGCAAGUGUAUAGAGAUAAUCAACAAAUUUGGAAGUCAAUGUUUUUGGAUCCACGUGUAAAGAAAGCCGGUUUUCAGAAUGAGCCCGAGAAAUAUAAAUACACUUGCGAUUUAAUAUUGUCAGAAAUGCUUCUCUUGCAAGAGAAAAAACAUACAACGGAUACCGAAGAAUCCUUUAGAUCUAGCAAUGAUGCAACUUUGUUGUAUGGCGACAUUGUGAGCCAAGAAUCAGAAAAUAUGAAUACACUUAACGAACUGGUGGAGGAUGAGAUCAGCGUGUAUAUAAAGGUAAACACAAUUGGAGUAGAACGCGAUCCACUGUUAUGGUGGCAAGAAAAUUGUACAAAAUUUCCAACACUCUAUACUUUGGCAAUGAAAAACCUUUGUGUACCAGGUACUUCGGUGCCUUGCGAGAGAGUUUUUUCAAAAGCAGGCCAAAUAUUGCUGGAAAAACGAAAAAGACUUUUACCAAAAAAACUGCACGAAACACUUUUUUUACAAUUUAAUUGUUAAUUCAACUUCUUAACAUUGUUUUGUUUUUUUUAUGCAAACGUACACAAAGUAGAGCUAAUAUUUCUAUUGUUUUAGUGAAGCUAGAAGGUCAAUGAAAUUACAAUUAUAGUAAGAUUUCAAUAAAUUUCAAAAUUAUGCAAAAUUAUAUAAAUUAAUAAAUUUCAAUUUAUUGAUACUUUGUAAAACAGCUUCUUUAAAACAAUAUCCUACCCCUUGUUUUUUAAACACUAUACAUCUCUAAGCCAUACCUAAAUGGGCCAUGGAUCAAGUAUGAGAA